Orcinus orca (killer whale) is the source of this 5359-nucleotide messenger RNA. It is a transcript of the gene GRIK1, whose product is annotated as glutamate ionotropic receptor kainate type subunit 1. The coding region runs from base 764 to 3520 and encodes 918 amino acids. The record is from RefSeq and is a predicted model, not a curated record. Gene Ontology annotation, cellular component: presynaptic membrane; plasma membrane; kainate selective glutamate receptor complex. Gene Ontology annotation, molecular function: transmitter-gated monoatomic ion channel activity involved in regulation of postsynaptic membrane potential; kainate selective glutamate receptor activity. The transcript has 17 exons. Lineage: Eukaryota; Metazoa; Chordata; Mammalia; Artiodactyla; Delphinidae. Gene Ontology annotation, biological process: modulation of chemical synaptic transmission; synaptic transmission, glutamatergic; monoatomic ion transport.
GCAGGUUAAAUUUUCUGUCUUCAGGAUGCAAUACUCAAUAGACUUUCCAGCAUCACAGCGCAAAGUUGAGGGAGACGGAGAAUGUGCGUGCGUGUGUGCGUAUAUGAGUGUCUGGAUCAGUGUAUUGGAGCGGGCAGUAAAUAAAGGCUGGGGCCAGCGAGGGGAAGAGGAAAGCAAGAAUUGAGAAGCAAAAGCGUGGCUCGGAUCCUAGUGAACCUGCUGGAGCUCCUCCGGCUUUUGCUCAGAGCCCCUGCACCAACUCACCCAGUACCCCCUCUCCUUCCUCCUUCGCCUUCUCUCCCCCUUUCCCCUCCUUGUCUCGUUGCACCCUCCACCUACCCUCCCCCGCCCCCUCCACUUUCUCAUCUGACCAGAGGACGAAUGAGUGAGGCGUUCCAGCAAAUUGGGGCAGCAACUUUCCUCAGCUGGUCUCCCGGCUCCGGGAGCAGUUGCGCCCUGCUUCCCCGCUGUCUGCGGCCCAUGGAGGAGGAGGGGGAGCCGCAGCAGUGAUGGGCUAGCGGCAGAAACGAGAAGCCAGCCCCGAGCGAGCCCAACGUCGCCAGCCAGCUCCGCGUUCCCACGCCGGUUCCCUCAAUCUCUUUCCGGGGGGCUGGCGCAGGCGGAGGUGGGGUAGGGUGAGGCGCGCAGGGUGCAAACGGGGAGCAUCCCAGGGAGGAUGAGGCGGGGACCCGACCUGAGCGGGCUGCCUCUCGAGGGCGUGCGACAGCGGCUGGGUCUGGGCAGGAAUUAAGAAGCUGGGAAGAUGGAGCGCCGCACACUCCUCGCGCAGCCCGGGCUCUGGACCAGGGACACCAGCUGGGCGCUUCUCUAUUUCCUCUGCUACGUCCUCCCCCAGACGGCUCCUCAAGUACUCAGGAUCGGAGGAAUUUUUGAAACUGUGGAAAAUGAACCUGUUAAUGUUGAAGAAUUAGCGUUCAAGUUUGCAGUCACCAGCAUUAACAGAAAUCGAACCCUGAUGCCUAACACCACAUUAACCUAUGACAUUCAGAGAAUUAACCUUUUUGAUAGUUUUGAAGCCUCACGGAGAGCAUGUGACCAGCUGGCUCUUGGUGUGGCUGCUCUCUUUGGCCCUUCCCAUAGCUCCUCUGUCAGUGCUGUGCAGUCUAUUUGCAAUGCUCUCGAAGUUCCACAUAUACAGACUCGCUGGAAACACCCUUCAGUGGACAACAAAGACCUGUUUUACGUCAACCUCUACCCAGAUUAUGCAGCUAUCAGCAGAGCAGUCCUGGAUCUGGUCCUCUACUACAACUGGAAAACAGUGACUGUGGUGUAUGAAGACAGCACAGGUCUCAUUCGUCUGCAAGAGCUCAUCAAAGCUCCCUCCAGAUAUAACAUUAAAAUCAAAAUCCGCCAGCUGCCCUCUGGGAAUAAAGAUGCCAAGCCUUUACUCAAGGAGAUGAAGAAAGGCAAGGAGUUCUAUGUGAUAUUUGAUUGUUCACAUGAAACAGCCGCUGAAAUCCUUAAGCAGAUCCUGUUCAUGGGCAUGAUGACUGAGUACUAUCAUUACUUUUUCACAACCCUGGACUUAUUUGCUUUAGAUCUGGAACUCUAUAGGUACAGUGGUGUAAAUAUGACCGGGUUUCGGCUGCUUAAUAUUGACAAUCCUCACGUGUCAUCCAUCAUUGAGAAGUGGUCCAUGGAGAGACUGCAGGCCCCACCCAGGCCUGGGACUGGCCUUUUGGAUGGCAUGAUGACAACUGAAGCGGCUCUGAUGUAUGAUGCUGUGUACAUUGUGGCCAUUGCCUCCCACCGGGCUUCCCAGCUGACUGUCAGCUCCCUGCAGUGCCAUCGACACAAGCCAUGGCGCCUUGGACCCAGAUUUAUGAACCUGAUCAAAGAGGCUCAGUGGGAUGGCUUGACUGGGCGUAUCACCUUCAAUAAAACCGAUGGCUUGAGGAAGGAUUUUGAUCUGGACAUUAUUAGUCUCAAAGAGGAAGGAACUGAAAAGGUUGCUGGCGAAGUGUCUAAACACUUAUAUAAAGUGUGGAAGAAGAUUGGGAUUUGGAACUCCAACAGUGGGCUUAACAUGACAGACGGCAACAAAGACAGGUCCAAUAAUAUCACCGAUUCACUCGCCAACCGAACGCUCAUCAUCACCACAAUUCUGGAAGAACCCUAUGUGAUGUACAGGAAAUCUGAUAAGCCCCUGUAUGGAAAUGACAGAUUUGAAGGAUAUUGCCUGGAUCUAUUGAAGGAAUUGUCAAACAUCCUGGGUUUCAUUUAUGAUGUUAAACUUGUCCCUGAUGGCAAAUAUGGAGCUCAGAAUGACAAAGGAGAGUGGAAUGGAAUGGUCAAAGAACUUAUAGAUCAUAGGGCUGAUCUGGCGGUGGCUCCUCUUACCAUCACUUACGUGCGGGAAAAAGUCAUAGACUUCUCCAAACCCUUCAUGACCCUGGGCAUCAGCAUUCUCUACCAUAAGCCCAAUGGCACCAAUCCAGGGGUCUUCUCCUUCCUCAACCCUCUAUCUCCUGACAUUUGGAUGUAUGUGCUUUUAGCCUGUUUAGGAGUCAGUUGUGUACUCUUUGUGAUCGCAAGGUUUACACCCUACGAGUGGUAUAACCCCCACCCAUGCAAUCCUGACUCAGACGUGGUGGAAAACAAUUUUACUUUACUAAACAGUUUCUGGUUUGGAGUUGGAGCUCUCAUGCAACAAGGAUCAGAGUUGAUGCCCAAAGCUCUAUCAACAAGAAUAGUUGGAGGGAUAUGGUGGUUUUUCACACUAAUCAUCAUUUCAUCCUACACUGCCAAUCUGGCUGCCUUCUUGACAGUAGAGCGAAUGGAAUCCCCCAUUGAUUCAGCAGAUGACCUGGCAAAACAAACCAAGAUAGAAUAUGGGGCAGUCAGAGAUGGAUCAACAAUGACCUUCUUCAAGAAAUCGAAGAUAUCCACCUACGAGAAGAUGUGGGCUUUCAUGAGUAGCAGGCAGCAGACUGCCCUGGUCAAAAACAGUGAUGAGGGCAUCCAACGUGUGCUCACCACUGACUAUGCCUUGCUGAUGGAGUCCACCAACAUUGAGUAUGUGACGCAGAGAAACUGUAACCUCACUCAGAUCGGGGGCCUCAUUGACUCCAAAGGUUAUGGAGUGGGAACACCUAUAGGCUCUCCUUACCGGGAUAAAAUUACUAUUGCUAUUCUUCAAUUACAAGAAGAGGGGAAACUGCAUAUGAUGAAAGAGAAAUGGUGGCGGGGAAAUGGCUGCCCUGAGGAAGAUAACAAAGAGGCCAGUGCUCUGGGAGUAGAAAAUAUUGGGGGUAUCUUCAUUGUUCUGGCUGCUGGACUGGUCCUUUCUGUAUUUGUAGCCAUUGGAGAAUUUAUAUACAAAUCACGGAAAAACAACGAUAUUGAGCAGCCUUUUUGUUUCUUUUAUGGACUGCAGUGUAAGCAAACCCAUCCAACCAGCUCCACUUCUGGAACCACUUUAUCUACGGAUUUAGAAUGUGGCAAAUUAAUUCGAGAGGAGAGAGGGAUUCGGACACAGUCCUCAAUUCACACUGUGUAAUCAUUAAAAAAAAAAUAAGUUGUGCCAAGUAGAAACUGCUUCUGCUAAUUGGUGGUGUUGAUGAUGUCUGUAUCUACUAAGCAUAAAUAGCCAUAAUCCCUAUCCUUGUUUUAAGAUAGCAAAACUCAUGUACUCUGAACAUUGAAUUCAAUGCACUGGAGACACAUGUGCAUUUUAUAUUGAAACAGCAGCAUAUUAGGCGUAUACAGAUUCCAAGAUAUGUGUGUUUACAGGAAUUGUCUAUACCAUCAAGAGAAUGGUUAUCUUAGUUGUAUUUUCAUGUAUUAAAAAUAAGCACCUCUUGCCUCAUGCAAAAGUAGAUUCAGACUUUCAACAGUGCAAAGCAUGAAAACAAAACGAUAUUUGGAGGAAUUCUUUUCAUCUUUGUGAACCUUUUUUUCUCCUCUUUUCUUCUCCCUGUACAUACACUCUGUAGAUCCACACUUUCCAAGUACCCAAAGCCCCAUCUUUUUAUAAUAACUCCUUAACAAUGUUAAUUUUUCAUUCAAAUUGAGUCUACUAUUUGAAAUGUACUAUUUACACUGAGAUUCCAAGAAGUCUUAGAUUUUAAAGAUUCAAAAAAGUGACCCAGAAAAUGAAAACUAAACUUGAAACCUCUGGUGUCAUGGAAGAAGAGCAUUAGCUAAGGUGAACAUCACUCAGGAAGACACAACAGAGUCAAAAAUGAUCCCUGCAGAGAAAUUCAUUACCAUCAAGCUCUCAAGUAACAUUUACUUGUAGAGCUUAACAAUCUUCUGUAGGUUCAGAUAGGUAGUAUGCUCAGAAUCUUUAAGGAACUGUGAUUUUUUUUUCAAGUUAUAGAUUAUAUUUUGCAAGCUCCAAGCACAGUCCUAAGGUAGAAAUUAAUGCCUAGCAUCUUCUAUUUUCCACUCACUUGCCCUCAUUCUUUGCACUGAAGAACAUCUUUUCACAAGAUGUUAUUUCAUUCCUGUCCUAAGAGAGUGGUUGUUUUUGUAGCAAUCUUUUCUGAGCCUCGACACUUUCACACUCAUUCCUCUGGAUCCUUUGCCAUUUUCAAUUCAUUCCAAGUAUACUGGGGAGAAGGACAAGGAGGAAAAAGUAAAUAGAUGAAAGAAUUUCCACACACAUUAGUUACGGAUCUUUGUAGAUUUAUUUCCCACCUGCAUUCAAAAUGCUGUAAAUAAUUUUCACUCUAACUGAGUUUGUGACAUAGAAAGCCAACUACAUACUUAAUUUGUUGUGACAGGAUGUCUGCUGUCCCUCUGAGCUCUUUCCCUCUUCACAGUGAAUAGGGGAAUUGAAGAUGCCCUUCAUCUUCCCUCAAUAUGGGAUAAGUUGAUCUUUGUUCUCCUUAAUGGGGUUACCUUUUGACAUGUGAAGUGAUCCCCAAAAAUAUAUUUCUCAGAAGUAGAGAUAGGCCAUCUGUGCAAUCAUGUAGCAUUUUGCCUUCUCUUUGCUUAGCUUUAAAUGGGUUCCAAUUUCUGAAUCACGAGUCUCUUCAAUCAACUCUAGAUUUCUCCAGUAAAACAUGUUCAGGAGAGUUGACUCUUGCCCUGAUUGUUUCUCAGUCUUGGUUUCUUCUUUAAAUAAAUAUACUUUUAAGGAAAUGUCUAUAAAUUACACUGACAUUUAUUAGCUGUUAUUGGGGUAAAAGCAACAUACUGUUUGCCCUAGAUCAGAGUUCACAUCCUCAUAAUCAAAAACAUCAGAUGGGGCUUCCCUGGUGGCACAGUGGUUGAGAGUCCGCCUGACGAUGCAGGGGACACGGGUUCGUGCCCCGGUCCGUGAAGAUAUUACAUACCGCGGAGCGGCUGGGCCCAUGAGCCUUGGCCACUGAGCCUGCGCGUCUGGAGCCUG